AUGGACUCACAAAAAAUAACUGAAGAUAUUUACUUUGUACCGGGUGAUGUUCAUAAAGAUGGGUACUUGAGCUAUGGAGAAUUUGUUCCUACUUUUGUUCACUUAAAGAGGCUUUUGAGUUUUUUUGAUAAAAACAAAAGUGAUUACAUAGAGGAAGAAAAGCUUAGGGAAGCUUUAGUUGAUGAAAUUGAAACCCACAAUGAAGAGAUCAUUGUUGUAAUUAUUCUAGAUGUUCAUACACGCAAGGAUGGACAUAUUAGCUAUGAAGAAUUUGAAGCAAUGAUGAAAGCAGAAAUUGAUUGGAAGAAAGCCUCUGGACAAUAUUCAAGAGAGAGAUACAAUAAUCUUAGCUUGAAAUUUUUCAAAGAGGGUUUCUUGAAUGUAGACUACGAGGAACAUAGAAACCUAAUUUUCUUGCUUCAGUUCACGCUUUCGGCUGCCGAGUUUUCAGUUGCCUCCCUCAAAAUUCCUACGCAACUCAAAUUGAAACAUAAAAAUUUGGUCUUUAACAGGAAACCGACCAUCAAUAGUAUGAAUUUCUGUUUUUCAUAUUUAUUUUUAAUUGCUUUGGAGUACAGUGGUUAUGUGUAUCAUUAUAUGUAG
Messenger RNA from Lactuca sativa (garden lettuce), 603 nucleotides. Lineage: Eukaryota; Viridiplantae; Streptophyta; Magnoliopsida; Asterales; Asteraceae. The record is from RefSeq and is a predicted model, not a curated record.